AUGGCGACGGUCAAUUGUGACAAAGCUUCGAAAGAAGAUGAUACAUGUAUCAAUUUUGACCGAAAUAAGACGGAAUUUGACCUUAUCAAAAAAUUAGGAAGCAUUGAUAUCCACAAAUACUUUACACUUACGGAAGAAAUUAAAAAAGCGACUCAAGAAGUCCACAGUUUGCGUGAAAACAACAAAAAUCUUCAACAAAGCAUAAAUCAAUUUAAAGAACAAAAUUGGUAUAUGCAUUAUUGUCAUGCGAAGCAAUCUUACGACACGAAGAUGCAAGAAUAUUCAAAACUCCACGCAAUUUACGAUGAGCUUUUAAAAAACCACAAUCAAAUACGCUCCGUUUACGAUCAAUUGAUUAAAGAAAACAAAGAGCUUAAGAUCGUUGCAGAAAAAAACACCAUAGAAUUACAAAAUAAGAAAGAAACUUGGGAACAAGAUAACAAGAAGAAUCAAGAAAUAAUCAAGAAUUUGAAUGUGGAGGUUGAAUCUUUGAAAUUAGAAGCGAUUCAAUAUCAAUCCGCUCUCGGCAAUGCAAUUAAUGUUCGUUGGGACGAUGAAGAUCCGAACAAUUCUGUUAAUAUUACCAAAGAUAUUCGUAAACUUCAAGAUGCCUUAUCUGAUUUCACUUUUCUCAAGGGGAAAGCGUAUGUUAUCAACAAAUACAAUAUCCAACAAUUAUUUAAUAUAAUGAAGACGAGAGCUGACGUAGCUCAUAAACCUUCAGUCAGUGCGGCCUUGCAACAUUUGGCGGUCAAAAAAAUCACAAAAUAUUACAGUGAACAGAUGCAAGAUAGAAACCGUAUAUAUUAUUCCAACGAUAACAAAACCCUCGAAAAAAGGCUCGUUUCAUGUGUGGAUAAUUUAGCUCAAAUGGUUAAAGAGUUUACUGAGACUCGAGAAGGAAGUGAUAACAUCACUGGAAUUACAGAAAUCAAAGUCCGUCAAGAAAUCUAUGCUAUGUUGGGGAAUAGAGGCUUCGGAUAUAAAGGAUGUCGAUUUAUAUACGAUUUAAAAAGAGGACUCCUUAAGACGUUGGAUAAUUAUCGAUCAAUCAGCGAUAAGAACAUAUCUAAAGAGCAAGAAGAUCGUGCAGAAGAAAUUGUACUUAGUGUUAUCCGUAUUUUCAGUUUUCGUCUUUUAACUCAAGAACCAUCCGCUGCUUUUCGAUGGUUCGAGAAUGGAGAGCCUUUGAAUGAAACGUUAAUGGAAUGGGUUUCAACAGGCGAAGAUGAAACGAACAUGGUUGUCGAUAUUUGUGCAUUUCCAGCAAUCGGAGUCUACCUCGAUGAUCCUACAAAAUGGCAAAUUUACACCAAAGCUAAAGUACAAAUUUGCAACUCAACAAAAAAGCCAUCAAACGUCCCUCAAGAAGGCAUUAUACAUAUGUGGAAAACUUAUACCAAUUACAGCAUAAAAUAG
Ambispora gerdemannii is the source of this 1419-nucleotide messenger RNA. NCBI's taxonomy places the organism in Eukaryota, Fungi, Glomeromycota, Glomeromycetes, Archaeosporales, Ambisporaceae. The record is from the annotation of a GenBank genome assembly.